CUUACUACCACGACCCACCAGACGACUUCCCCCCUCCCUCACCAUCUCCCUCUCCUUCUCCUUCUCCCUCACCAUCUCUAUCUGCCUCUGCCUUCCGAUCUCGCUCCUCUUCCCCGCCCCCGCAGCACCGCCCCGUAUCCCAAGAUUACGCAGCAGCGAGGACUGCUUACCCCCAGCUGGCUCAGUUAACACACAGGCGCUUGCCAAGCUCAGACAACUCCAACAGCCAUUCCCAUCCCUAUUCCCUAGACCAGCAAGCACAGGGACAGGGACAAGGGCAAGGACGUACGAGACUGGUCUCGGAGGAGGUGCAUAGUAGACCCCUCCCUCAUCCGCCGGUGAGGGCUGAGGAGCUGGAGUUUGAGAACGAGCAGAGGGAGGGGUGGAGGGGGGAGUACGGGGGAAGGGAGGAGCGCGAUCCGCAGCAGCAGCAGCAGGAAGGGGAAAGGGAAAGGGAAAGAGGAUACCUAGCCGACCUCGCAACCCAAGCUCAACCUCAACCUCAACCUCAACCCCAAUCUCAAGUUCACGCAUAUUCCACUUCACCCGCUCAAGCAGCGUACCCCACCUACUCCCACUCCCACUCUCAUUCGCCAAAUCACUACCCCCCCAGCGGGCUCGAGCUCUCCCCCGCUCUGCUAGCGAUCGACGACAAGAACUACCAGCGGGUGAUGUUAGACCAGCGCAGGCGGAGGGCCCUGCAAGAUCUGGACGAAGCUACUUUCUCGAAGUUUCAUGUUAGGACGGUCUUGGUUGCUGGAGCUGGGUUUUUUACUGAUGCAUACGACAUAUUCGCCAUCUCGGUAGGAGCGGUCAUGCUCGGCCUGGUAUACAACAACGGGCUCACAUCGCUCGGCGCUGCCGCGGACUUGGGACUCAAAGUCGCCUGUCCCAUUGGGAACCUGUUUGGUCAGACACUCUUUGGGUGGAUGGCGGAUGUGUAUGGGAGGAAGAAGAUGUACGGGAUAGAGCUUGUCAUCAUCAUCACCGCCACACUGGUGCAAGCCAUGGCUGCCCAAGGCCCGAACACCUCGGUGACUAUCACGGGCGUGCUCGUCUUCUGGAGGUUUGUGAUGGGCGUCGGGAUAGGCGGGGACUACCCGUUGAGCGCGAUCAUCACGAGCGAGUUUGCAGCUACCCGCAUCCGGGGGCGGAUGAUGACAGCAGUCUUCGCCGCCCAAGGCUUUGGCACUCUAUCAGCAACAGUAGUCGCCAUCAUCUGCGUCGCCGCUUUCCGUGACCGGAUCCUCUCCACCGGUGCAGCAGGUGUCGACCCCUGCUGGCGUCUGCUCAUAGGUCUGGGCUGUGUCCCCGCAGUAUUCGCGCUCUAUUUCCGGCUCUCCAUCCCCGAGAGCCCGAGGUUCACCAUGGACGUGGAGAGGAACGUGACUGCCGCUGCGAGGGAAAGUGAGCGAUUUAUGCGCACAGCAGGGUACAGAGAUGAGCGGGACGUGUUCUCCACUGCCUUAAAGGCAGAAGCGCCCCGUAUGAGCUGGCACGAUUUUAGAACCUACUUUGGGCAGUGGAGGAAUGGACGGAUCCUACUCGGAACGGCCUAUUCCUGGUUUGCGCUCGAUAUUGCGUUCUAUGGACUGGGAUUCAAUUCCAGCUUGUUGUUGAACAAGAUCGGAUAUGGUGCUAGUGGGAGCUGUGAGGUUGGCCAACUACCUACGGACCUCGCAAACCAAUGCAUGUACAACACAGUCUGGUCCAUCUCCCUCGGGUCCAUAAUCCUCGCCGCAGCAGGCCUGAUCCCAGGGUUCAUAGCCUCCUUCCUCCUGGUGGACGUUGUUGGCCGGCGCCCGCUCCAGCUAGCGGGGUUCGCGUUGAUGACGUGUAUAUUGUGUGCGAUGGGAUUUGGGUAUUGGGAACUGCAGCAUGAGAGUACUUGGUUUGUGGUCUUGUUCUGCUUGGCGAACUUUAUGGCGAAUGCCGGUCCAAACACGACAACAUUCGUCAUACCCGGCGAAGUCUUCCCAACCCGGUACAGGUCCACAGCACAUGGCAUUUCAGCCGCAUCGGGAAAAUUGGGAGCCGUGAUCGCCCAAAUUAUCUUUUCGAGACUGCAGGAUCUGGGCGGGCCGUCGGGUUCUGGGAACUGGAUUGGACAUAUAUUGGAGAUAUUCGCUUUCUUCAUGCUUACUGGUGUGUUCUCUACCCUUCUUUUACCCGAAACGAAACGUAAAUCCCUCGAAGAACUAUCUAACGAAGUCCAAGAGAACUUCAUCUACGACUUACACGAAGUCCAGUUUCCGGAAGGGGCGAUCCUCCAUGGCCAGCCCGAGGCCCACAUGCACAUGCACAUCAAUGGCCAUACCCUGCUGCAGAGUAGUGCUAAUGGACACCCGCUGCAUCCGAGGGAAGUCACGUUUGCGGAUCAGGAGUAUAGGGAUGAACCUCUUUAUCCCGAGCCUGAGACUGAGCCUGAACCGGAGGCGGGGGCGGACCAGGGCGCUACUUCCAGAACGAGGGCAGGUGUCGUUGCUUAUGCUCGGUAACUCCCCGGGAGGGCUCAAAGGCAAGGUGUAUUCUACUCGCACGAUUUCCACUUCAUUUGAUUACUGAUUACUGAUCCUUUUCGCUUCGCUUUUCGCUUUUCGUUUUUCGCUUUUCGUUUUUCGCUUUUCGUUUUUCGCUUCGCUUUCGUUCCUGGGCUCCAGUCUGUACACUACCCUACUUCCACGAUACGUUACGUUACGUUAACCUGCCCUGGUAUACCCCCUCCCUUCCCUUCGCUUUCGCUUUCUCGUUGCUCUUGCUCUUGGUCUACU
Dacryopinax primogenitus is the source of this 2771-nucleotide messenger RNA. RefSeq names its product MFS general substrate transporter. The transcript is spliced from 8 exons. Bases 672 to 2498 code for a protein of 608 amino acids. Gene Ontology annotation, molecular function: transmembrane transporter activity. NCBI's taxonomy places the organism in Eukaryota, Fungi, Basidiomycota, Dacrymycetes, Dacrymycetales, Dacrymycetaceae. The record is from RefSeq and is a predicted model, not a curated record. Gene Ontology annotation, biological process: transmembrane transport. Gene Ontology annotation, cellular component: membrane.